Messenger RNA from Rana temporaria (common frog), 17753 nucleotides. RefSeq names its product mucin-5AC-like. Gene Ontology annotation, molecular function: protein binding. Gene Ontology annotation, cellular component: extracellular matrix. The record is from RefSeq and is a predicted model, not a curated record. Lineage: Eukaryota; Metazoa; Chordata; Amphibia; Anura; Ranidae.
CCCUGUCAGUGAGCAGUGGCACCAUGGGGACUAUGGGUCCAGUUAUUUGGAUCCUUUCUACUUUGGCUCUCACACAUUCCUUAAGUGUACCACGAGUGAUGAAACCGGCACACAACAACCUUGUCUGCAGCACCUGGGGAAAUUUUCACUAUAAGACCUUCGAUGGAGAAAUCUAUCAGUUUCCAGGAACAUGCAACUAUAUAUUUGCCUCAAACCGUAAAGAAGACUUCAACAUCCAGAUACGUCGUUCGUCAAGCUCAGAUAGGACAGUGGUGUCCCAUGUGAUGAUAAAGAUUGCGGGCCUUUUCAUCGAGAUGAAGAAAGGUGUGAUCGAAGUGGGAGAUAAAAGGGUCACUCUUCCAUACAGCCAGUUUGGAGUACAAAUUGAGUACAACAAUGUAUAUGUGCAAGUUUCUUCCAAGCUGGGAGUAGUGCUUUUAUGGAAUGAAGCUGAUUCUGUCACGGUGAAUGUUCCAUCAAAAUACAUGAACAGCACACGUGGAUUGUGUGGAAACAUGAAUGGGCUGACUCAGGAUGAGUUUGUGCAUAAAAAUAUCCAGCUGACACCUGUGCAGUUUGGAAACCUGCAAAAGAUGGAUGGACCCACAGAGCAAUGUGAAGACGUUGUACCAUCUACCCCUAAAAAUUGUGGCAAUCUGAAUGAGACCUGUGUCCGCAUGCUUUCCAAUGCAGCCUUCGAUGACUGUGACCUGCGUGUGCCUCAGGAUCUGUACAUCAAGGCCUGUGUGUCUGACCUCUGUAGCUGUCAAAAUUCAUCUGAUGCCUCAUGCUUCUGUGAUACCCUGUCUGAGUAUUCCCGGCAGUGCACCCAUGCUGGUGGGAUGCCCAAAAAUUGGAGAACCGGCACCAUGUGUGAGAGGACCUGUCCAAUGAACAUGAAGUAUAAUGAAUGUGGUUCACCGUGUGCUGAUACUUGUUCCAACUCUGAGCGGACGCUUGUUUGUGAAGAUCAUUGCAUAGAUGGCUGCUUCUGUCCACCAGGAACGGUACUGGAUGAUGUUGAUAACCGAGGUUGCAUCCCUCUCAGUAAAUGUUCCUGCACCUACAACAAUAAGACAUUUGCACCAGGAAAAUUUUAUACCAGCAACUGCCACAACUGCACUUGUCAUGGUGGUCAGUGGAGCUGUGAGGCUUUGCCUUGUGCUGGACGCUGCUCACUUGAGGGAGGCUCACAUGUCUACACCUAUGAUGGCGGUCACUAUAACUUCCAUGGAGACUGUAGCUACAUCUUUACCAAGGACUGUGUCACAAACAUGUUCACUGUGCUGACCGAGCUGAGGAAAUGUGGAGUGACCAAUACGGAAACCUGUCUGAGAAGUAUCACCCUGUCUUUGGCUCAAGGACAGACAGUUCUGACAGUGAAGUCAUCAGGAACUGUGCUUCUGAAUGGGAUCUACACUCGUACACCAUUAGUCACAGAUAAUUUUGCUGUGUUGAAGCCAUCUUCUUUUUAUCUGGUCAUUCAGACCUUCAAUGGGAUCCAGAUCCAGGUUCAGCUUGUUCCAGUCAUGCAGGUCUCAGUGAGGCUGGACCCUGAGUACCAAGGAAAUGCAUGCGGUCUCUGUGGUGACUUCAAUAAGGUCCGGACAGAUGAUUUUAAGUCUCUGAGUGGAGCACUUGAGGGGGCAGCAGCUGCCUUUGCCAACACCUGGAAGGGCCAGGCAGACUGCAGUGAUGUGAAGGACAGUUUUGAAAACCCAUGUGCACUAAGUGUAGACAAUGAGAGGUUUGCCAAGUUUUGGUGCUCUCAGCUCUCGGACAGCAAGGGAACCUUUGCCCAAUGCCAUGCUGUUGUGAAUCCAGCUGUGUAUGAGAAGAACUGUAUGUAUGACAGCUGUAACUAUGAGAAGAGUGAAGAACGUGUUUGUGCAGCCUUAUCUGCCUAUGCACGGGCCUGCGCUGCUGAGGGAGUGACUCUAGUUGGCUGGAGAGGCGACCUCUGCGAAAAAUACACAAAGGACUGCCCAAAAAACAGCACUUACCAGUACUCUAUUACUACUUGCCAGAAAAGCUGUCGCUCUCUCAGUGAGCCUGACCCCAGCUGCAGCUUCCAUUUCACUCCCCUGGAUGGCUGUGCUUGUCCAAAUGGAACAUUCCUUAAUGACAAUGGAGCCUGUGUACCAGCUGGGAACUGCCCUUGUUACUACAAUGGUUCAAUGGUGCCCCCUGGAGAAGUCAUUUAUGACAAUGGUGCCAUGUGCACAUGUACAAGUGGAAGACUACGCUGUGUUGGGAAGACACUCAGUAUUGCAAAGUGCCCAAAAAACAUGGUUUAUUUUGACUGUGCCAAUGCGACAAAUGGAGCAAAUGGAGCAGAGUGUCAGAAGACAUGUCAGACCCUGGACAUGGAAUGUUUAAGUAUUCAGUGUGCCUCUGGCUGUGUCUGUCCGAAAGGGCUUGUGCUCAAUAACAAUGGCAAUUGUGUGCCCGAGGAAGAGUGUCCAUGUAUACACAAUGGUGAGGUUUACCACAGCGGGGAGAGCAUUCUGCAAGACUGUAAUACCUGUACUUGCAAGGACCGGAAAUGGCAAUGUACAGAGAAAGAGUGUCACAAGACCUGUGUAGUAUAUGGAGAAGGCCAUUAUAGAACAUUUGAUGGCAAACGUUUCAGUUUUAACGGUGUUUGCGAGUACACUCUGACACAGGACUACUGUGCAUCCAACCCUGGAAAUGGUUCAUUCAGAAUUAUCUCUGAAAACAUCCAAUGUGGAACAACUGGGACUACCUGUUCCAAGGCCAUUAAAGUAUUUUUGGGGAACUUUGAGUUGAAAUUGAGUGAUGGAUCCUUUGAAGUAGUGCAAAGAGAAACUGGUGGUGAUGUUCCCUACCAGAUAAGGAAGAUGGGAAUGUACCUGGUGAUUGAGGCUAAGAAUGGUUUGAUCCUCAUGUGGGACAAGAAGACAAGCAUUCUGAUCAAGUUAAGCCCAGAGUUCAAGGGAAAUGUUUGUGGCCUCUGUGGUAAUUAUGAUGGUAGUGUUUCCAAUGAUUUCACCACAAGAACACAAUCGGUUGUGGUCAAUGUAGAAGAAUUUGGAAACAGCUGGAAAGCUUCGCCAAGCUGUCCUGAUGCUCAGCGUCUAAAGGAUCCAUGCAUUGCCAAUCCAUACCGCCAGUCUUGGUCUCAGAAGCACUGCAGUAUUAUCAUGGAGGCAACAUUCUCAAAGUGCCAUUCUAAAGUUGACCCUACUCCAUACCUUGAGGCUUGUGUUAGUGACACAUGUGGGUGUGACACUGGAGGAGACUGUGAAUGCUAUUGUACAGCUGUCUCAGCUUAUGCCAGAGCUUGUAAUGAUGCCGGAAUCUGUGUUUCAUGGAGAAGCCCAGAAAUAUGCCCUAUGUUUUGUGAUUACUAUAACCCUGAAGGAGAGUGUGAGUGGCACUAUAAACCUUGUGGAGCUCCCUGCUUGAAGACCUGUAGGAACCCCAGUGGCCAGUGUAUGAACAACCUGCCAGGAUUAGAGGGAUGUUAUCCGAAAUGUCCCAAAGCGCGACCUUUCUUCGAUGAGGACAUCAUGAAGUGUGUAGCUCAAGCAGACUGUGGCUGCUAUGAUGAUGAAGGCGAUCGUUACAAUAUUGGGGAUAUGGUACCCUCCUACAGGAACUGUGAAAGCUGCAUUUGCACCAAGAAAGGUCGUCGCUGUCAAAUGGAUCUCAGAGCAUGCUACUGUUACUAUGGUAAUAUGAAGUUCAACUAUGGUGACAUCAUCUACAAUACCACUGAUGGAAUUGGAGGAUGCAUAACUGCUACAUGUUCAUCAAAUGGAACCAUUAUUAGAAGUGUCUAUCCAUGCUCAACUACGACCAAACCUGCCACUACCUUUCAUUUUGAUACCACUGCCAAGCAUGCAGAAAACAUAUCAACUCCAGUACCAGCUUCACCAACCUCUGUGUCUUGCCUUGAAGAAGUAUGUAAAUGGUCAAUGUGGUAUGACAUCACUUGUCCAAAAUAUGGCGAAAAUGAAGGAGAUUUUGAAACCUUUGAGAAUAUAAGACAAAAAGGAUACACUGUAUGUAAAAUACCAACCCAGGUAGAAUGUCGAGCACAAAAGUUUCCAAAGAUCCCUAUUGCUGAUUUGGGUCAGAUUGUUACGUGCAAUACAUCUGUGGGACUUGUGUGUCAUAAUCGAGAUCAGUUCUCCCAGCUCUGCUUUAAUUAUGAGAUCCGAGUUCUGUGCUGCAGCUUUGUGCCUUGUGGAGAAUCAACCAAUCCUUCUUCUUCUGACACUAUAGCUCCUUCACCAUUCAUGACAGUAACAUCAGAAUUUACAACGGCCUCAACUGUCCAACCAGAAGGCACUGUUAGCAAAGCACCAAGUCACUCAACCCAAGGGUUUUCAUCAAUAAAAGCAACAACUAUGUCUACUACUGAAAUGUCAAGACCAACAAGUACACCAUACGUGUACAUAUCUAAAUCCCAUGAAACAACUUUUACCACUUUCUGCAAAGAACAGAAAUGCUCUUGGACACCUUGGUAUGAUGUGCAUUUUCCCAGUAUUGGUGAAUCUGAUGGAGACUUUGAGACCCUGGAGAAUAUCAAAGCUGCUGGCAACAUUAUAUGUAAAAAACCAGACAAUAUUGAGUGUAGAGCUGAGAGAUUUCCAGAUAAAAGCAUUACAGAUGUGGGCCAGGUAGUUACUUGUGACAUCACUCAUGGUCUCAUUUGCAAUAACAAAGAUCAGAAUUCAAACUUUCCACUUUGCUACAAUUAUAGGGUUAGGAUCCUUUGUUGCUCCAUGGAGGAUUGUAAAUCAUCCACUACUUAUGUCCACUCUACAAUCAAGGAUCACGCAACAGAACAUGAAAAAUCUACCUCUCAAAGAUCAGUUUCUGUUAAAACCACUAAAAUGUCUACAGAUUCAGGGGAAGUUACAUCUGACCACAAGUCCACAUCAAGUAAGCCUAUAACAACAAAGACUACAUCUCAUAAAGUAAGCACUGCAUCUGCCAAAUCAACUACAGAAUCUGAACAGGAAAAAUCUACCUCCCAUAGACCAAUUUCUAUUAAAACCACUAAAAUGUCUACAGAAUCUGGGGAAGUGACUUUUGCUCAAAAGUCUACAUCUGUGAAGCCUUUUACAACCAAGGCAACAUCUCAUAAAGUGAGCACUGCAUCCCAUGAAUCAACUACAGAAUCUGAACAUGAAAAAUCCACUUUCCAUGGACCAAUUUCUUUGAAAACGACAAAAAUAUCGACAGAAUCUGGUGAACUGACAUCUGCCCACAGGUCUACAUCAAGUAAGCCUAUAACAACCACAGCUACAUCUCAUAAAGUAAGCACUGCAUCUCCCAAAUCAACUACAGAAUCUGAAGGUAAAAAAUCCACUUCCCAUGGAUCAAUUUCUGUUAAAAUCACGGAAAUGUCUACAGAUUCAGGGGAAGUUACAUCUGAGCACAAGUCCACAUCAAGUAAGCCUAUGACAACAAAGACUACAUCUCAUAAAGUAAGCACUGCAUCCCAUAGAUCAACUACAGAAUCUGAACAUGAAAAAUCCACCUCCCAUAGACCAAUUUCUAUUAAAACCACUGAAAUGUCUACAGAAUCUGGGGAAGUGACUUCUGCUCACAAGUCUACAUCUGUGAAGCCUAUAACAACCAAGGCAACAUCUCAUAAAGUAAGCACGGCAUCCCAUAAAUCAACUACAGAAUCUGAACAUGAAAAAUCCACUUCCCAUGGACCAAUUUCUUUGAAAACCACUAAAACAUCUACAGAAUCUGGUGAAGUGACAUCUGUUCACAGGUCUACAUCAAAUAAGCCUAUAACAACCAAAGCUACAUCUCAUAAAGUAAGCACUGCAUCUCCCAAAUCAACUACAGAAUCUGAAGGUAAAAAAUCCACCUCCCAUGGAUCAAUUUCUGUUAAAACCACAAAAAUGUCUACAGAUUCAGGGGAAGUUACAUCUGAGCACAAGUCCACAUCAAGUAAGCCUAUGACAACAAAGACUACAUCUCAUAAAGUAAGCACUGCAUCCCAUAGAUCAACUACAGAAUCUGAACAUGAAAAAUCCACCUCCCAUAGACCAAUUUCUAUUAAAACCACUGAAAUGUCUACAGAAUCUGGGGAAGUGACUUCUGCUCACAAGUCUACAUCUGUGAAGCCUAUAACAACCAAGGCAACAUCUCAUAAAGUAAGCACGGCAUCCCAUAAAUCAACUACAGAAUCUGAACAUGAAAAAUCCACUUCCCAUGGACCAAUUUCUUUGAAAACCACUAAAACAUCUACAGAAUCUGGUGAAGUGACAUCUGUUCACAGGUCUACAUCAAAUAAGCCUAUAACAACCAAAGCUACAUCUCAUAAAGUAAGCACUGCAUCUCCCAAAUCAACUACAGAAUCUGAAGGUAAAAAAUCCACCUCCCAUGGAUCAAUUUCUGUUAAAACCACAAAAAUGUCUACAGAUUCAGGGGAAGUUACAUCUGAGCACAAGUCCACAUCAAGUAAGCCUAUAACAAAAAAGACUACAUCUCAUAAAGUAAGCACUGCAUCCCACAGAUCAACUACAGAAUCUGAACAUGAAAAAUCCACCUCCCAUAGACCAAUUUAUAUUACAACCACUAAAAUGUCUACAGAAUCUGGGGAAGUGACUUCUGCUCACAAGUCUACAUCUGUGAAGCCUAUUACAAGCAAGGCAACAUCUCAUAAAGUAAGCACUGCUUCCCAUAAAUCAACUACAGAAUCUGAACAUAAAAAAUCCACUUCCCAUGGACCAAUUUCUUUGAAAACAACUAAAACAUCUACAGAAUCUGGUGAAGUGACAUCUGCCCACAGGUCUACAUCAAGCAAGCCUAUAACAACCACAGCUACAUCUCAUAAAGUAAGCACUGCAUCUCCCAAAUCAUCCAGUACAGCUAAAACAACAAGAAAUCCAUCAACACCUCAUACAGACCGUACUACAACAAGGAGAGAAAUUACAACUUCAGAAAUAAACUGUAUACCUACAUGCCAGUGGUCACAGUGGUUUGAUGUUAGCUUUCCUAACCUGGACAAAAAUGGAGACUUUGAAACUUACGAAGAAAUAAAGAUGUCAGGAUUUCAAAUCUGUGAAGAGCCUUCAAAAAUUCAGUGCAGAUCUGCAGAUCUCCCAGACAUUCCACUGGAAGAAUUACAGCAGAAUGUGCAAUGCAAUGUUAGCUAUGGCCUUGUUUGUCAAAAUGAAGAUCAAACUGGACCAUUUCCGUAUUGUUACAACUAUGAAAUUCGUGUCUUAUGCUGUUCUGGCUGUGCAUCUACAAUGGUUUCACCUGCAUUUACAGAUCAUCAGACAUCUAAUGUAGAGGUGCAUACAUAUGCACCUCUAUCAACCAAAACAACUAAAGUUAUAACAGCACCACUGGAAAUGGAAACCACAAAACCCACACUGAGCACAAUGAAAAUAUUAUCUACUACUAGUAAGGCAGCAGGUUCUAUGACUACUAAAGUGUCUUCCCAUGAGCCUUCUAAAAUGACAACUACAGUUGAAACAACAGAACAUUGGGAAACCAAAUCACAAAAAACUGUUUCCACAAUUAAACCCACUACCAAAUAUGGUGAGAUGACAACUAAAGCUACAUCUCCAAAAGUAACCACUGCAUCCCAUAUACCAACCACAGAAUAUAAACAUGAGUCUACCUCUCAUGGACCAAGUUUCACCAAGACAACAAAAAUGUUUACAAAGCCCACUGAAGUGACAUUUGUCUACAAAUCUACAUCCAGCAUGCCUACAACAGCAAAAAUAACAUCUCCUAACAUGGAUACAGCAUCCCAUAAAACAACCACAGAAUCUGAGGUUACAUCUGCCCAUAUGUCUACAUCAAGUAAAACUGUAACAACAAAAGCAACAUCUCAAAAAGUAAGCACUGAAUUCCAUAAAUCAACCACAGAAUCUGAACAUGAGAAAUCCACGUCUCAAAGUCCAGUUUCUAUUAAAACUACUAAAAUGUCCACAGCUUCUGGGGAAGUUACAUCUGCCCACAAGUCAACAUCAAGUAAGCCUAUGACAACAAAGGAAACAUCUCAAAAAGUAAGCACUUUAUCCCAUAAAUCAACCAGAGAAUCUGAACAUGAAGAAGCCACCUCUCAUGGACCAGUUUCUAUUAAAACUACUAAAUUGUCUACAGAAUCUGGGGAAGUGACGUCUGCCCACAAGUCAACAUCAAGUAAACCUAUAACAACAAACGCGACAUCUCAAAAAGUAAGCGUGCCAUCCCAUGAAUACACUACAGAAUCUGAACAUGAAAAAUCUACCUCUCAAAGAUCAGUUUCUGUUAAAACCACUAAAAUGUCUACAGAUUCAGGGGAAGUUACAUCUGACCACAAGUCCACAUCAAGUAAGCCUAUAACAACCAAGAAUACAUCUCAUAAAGUAAGCACUGCAUCUGCCAAAUCAACUACAGAAUCUGAACAGGAAAAAUCUACCUCCCAUAGACCAAUUUCUAUUAAAACCACUAAAAUGUCUACAGAAUCUGGGGAAGUGACUUUUGCUCAAAAGUCUACAUCUGUGAAGCCUUUUACAACCAAGGCAACAUCUCAUAAAGUGAGCACUGCAUCCCACGAAUCAACUACAGAAUCUGAACAUGAAAAAUCCACUUCCCAUGGACCAAUUUCUUUGAAAACGACAAAAAUAUCGACAGAAUCUGGUGAACUGACAUCUGCCCACAGGUCUACAUCAAGUAAGCCUAUAACAACCACAGCUACAUCUCAUAAAGUAAGCACUGCAUCUCCCAAAUCAACUACAGAAUCUGAAGGUAAAAAAUCCACUUCCCAUGGAUCCAUUUCUGUUAAAAUCACGAAAAUGUCUACAGAUUCAGGGGAAGUUACAUCUGAGCACAAGUCCACAUCAAGUAAGCCUAUGACAACAAAGACUACAUCUCAUAAAGUAAGCACUGCAUCCCACAGAUCAACUACAGAAUCUGAACAUGAAAAAUCCACUUCUCAUGGACCAAUUUCUUUGAAAACCACUAAAAUGUCUACAGAAUCUGGGGAAGUGACUUCUGCUCACAAGUCUACAUCUGUGAAGCCUAUUACAACCAAGGCAACAUCUCAUAAAGUAAGCACUGCAUCCCAUAAAUCAACUACAGAAUCUGAACAUAAAAAAUCCACUUCCCAUGGACCAAUUUCUUUGAAAACCACUAAAACAUCUACAGAAUCAAGUGAAGUGACACCUGCCCAUAGGUCUACAUCAAGCAAGCCUAUAACAACCACAGCUACAUCUCAUAAAUUAAGCACUGCAUCUCCCAAAUCAACUACAGAAUCCGAAGGUAAAAAAUCCACCUCCCAUGGAUCUAUUUCUGUUAAAACCACUAAAAUGUCUACAGAUUCAGGGGAAGUUACAUCUGAGCACAAGUCCACAUCAAGUAAGCUUAUAACAACAAAGACUACAUCUCAUAAAGUAAGCACUGCAUCUCAUAAAUCAACUACAGAAUAUGAACAUGAAAGAUCCACUUCCCAUGGACCAAUUUCUUUGAAAACCACUAAAAUGUCUACAGAAUCUGGGGAAGUGACUUUUGCUCACAAGUCUACAUCUGUGAAGCCUAUUACAACCAAGGCAACAUCUCAUAAAGUAAGCACUGCAUCCCAUGAAUCAACUACAGAAUCUGAACAUGAAAAAUCCACUUCCCAUGGACCAAUUUCUUUGAAAACCACUAAAAUGUCUACAGAAUCUGGGAAAGUGACUUCUGCUCACAAGUCUACAUCUGUGAAGCCUAUUACAACCAAGGCAACAUCUCAUAAAGUAAGCACUGCAUCCCAUAAAUCAACUACAGAAUCUGAACAUGAAAAAUCCACUUCCCAUGGACCAAUUUCUUUGAAAACCACUAAAACAUCUACAGAAUCUGGUGAAGUGACAUCUGCCCACAGGUCUACAUCAAGCAAGCCUAUAACAACCACAGCUACAUCUCAUAAAGUAAGCACUGCAUCUCCAAAUCAACUACAGAAUCUGAAGGUAAAAUCCACCUCCCAUGGAUCUAUUUCUGUUAAAACCACUAAAAUGUCUACAGAUUCAGGGGAAGUUACAUCUGAGCACAAGUCCACAUCAAGUAAGCCUAUAACAACAAAGACUACAUCUCAUAAAGUAAGCACUGCAUCCCACAGAUCAACUACAGAACCUGAACAUGAAAAAUCCACCUCCCAUAGACCAAUUUCUAUUAAAACCACUAAAAUGUCUACAGAAUCUGGGAUGACUUCUGCUCACAAGUCUACAUCUGUGAAGCCUAUUACAACCAAGGCAACAUCUCAUAAAGUAAGCACUGCAUCCCAUAAAUCAACUACAGAAUCUGAACAUGAAAAAUCCACUUCCCAUGGACCAAUUUCUUUGAAAACCACUAAAACAUCUACAGAAUCUGGUGAAGUGACAUCUGCCCACAGGUCUACAUCAAGCAAGCCUAUAACAACCACAGCUACAUCUCAUAAAUUAAGCACUGCAUCUCCCAAAUCAACUACAGAAUCCGAAGGUAAAAAAUCCACCUCCCAUGGAUCUAUUUCUGUUAAAACCACUAAAAUGUCUACAGAUUCAGGGGAAGUUACAUCUGAGCACAAGUCCACAUCAAGUAAGCCUAUAACAACAAAGACUACAUCUCAUAAAGUAAGCACUGCAUCCCACAGAUCAACUACAGAACCUGAACAUGAAAAAUCCACCUCCCAUAGAUCAAUUUCUAUUAAAACCACUAAAAUGUCUACAGAAUCUGGGGAAGUGACUUCUGCUCACAAGUCUACAUCUGUGAAGCCUAUUACAACCAAGGCAACAUCUCAUAAAGUAAGCACUGCAUCCCAUAAAUCAACUACAGAAUCUGAACAUGAAAACCCCACUUCCCAUGGACCAAUUUCUUUGAAAACCACUAAAAUGUCUACAGAAUCUGGGGAAGUGACUUCUGCUCACGAGUCUACAUCUGUGAAGCCUAUUACAACCAAGGCAACAUCUCAUAAAGUAAGCACCGCAUCCCAUGAAUCAACUACAGAAUCUGAACAUGAAAAAUCAACUUCCCAUGGACCAAUUUCUUUGAAAACCACUAAAACAUCUACAGAAUCUGGUGAAGUGACAUCUGCCCACAGGUCUACAUCAAGCAAGCCUAUAACAACCACAGCUACAUCUCAUAAAUUAAGCACUGCAUCUCCCAAAUCAACUACAGAAUCCGAAGGUAAAAAAUCCACCUCCCAUGGAUCUAUUUCUGUUAAAACCACUAAAAUGUCUACAGAUUCAGGGGAAGUUACAUCUGAGCACAAGUCCACAUCAAGUAAGCUUAUAACAACAAAGACUACAUCUCAUAAAGUAAGCACUGCAUCCCAUAAAUCAACUACAGAAUCUGAACAUGAAAAAUCCACUUCCCAUGAACCAAUUUCUUUGAAAACCACUAAAAUGUCUACAGAAUCUGGGGAAGUGACUUCUGCUCACAAGUCUACAUCUGUGAAGCCUAUUACAACCAAGGCAACAUCUCAUAAAGUAAGCACUGCAGCCCAUAAAUCAACUACAGAAUCUGAACAUGAAAAAUUCACUUCCCAUGGACCAAUUUCUUUGAAAACCACUAAAACAUCUACAGAAUCUGGUGAAGUGACAUCUGCCCGCAGGUCUACAUCAAGCAAGCCUAUAACAACCACAGCUACAUCUCAUAAAUUAAGCACUGCAUCUCCCAAAUCAACUACAGAAUCCGAAGGUAAAAAAUCCACCUCCCAUGGAUCUAUUUCUGUUAAAACCACUAAAAUGUCUACAGAUUCAGGGGAAGUUACAUCUGAGCACAAGUCCACAUCAAGUAAGCCUAUAACAACAACGACUACAUCUCAUAAAGUAAGCACUGCAUCCCACAGAUCAACUACAGAACCUGAACAUGAAAAAUCCACCUCCCAUAGACCAAUUUCUAUUAAAACCACUAAAAUGUCUACAGAAUCUGGGGAAGUGACUUCUGCUCACAAGUCUACAUCUGUGAAGCCUAUUACAACCAAGGCAACAUCUCAUAAAGUAAGCACUGCAUCCCAUAAAUCAACUACAGAAUCUGAACAUGAAAAGUCCACUUCCCAUGGACAAAUUUCUUUGAAAACCACUAAAAUGUCUACAGAAUCUGGGGAAGUGACAUCUGAGCACAAGUCCACAUCAAGUAAGCCUAUAACAACAAAGACUACAUCUCAUAAAGUAAGCACUGCAUCCUAUAAAUCAACUACAGAAUCUGAACAUGAAAAAUCUACUUCCCAUGGACCAAUUUCUUUGAAAACCACUAAAAUGUCUACAGAAUCUGGGGAAGUGACUUCUGCUCACAAGUCUACAUCUGUGAAGCCUAUUACAACCAAGGCAACAUCUCAUAAAGUAAGCACUGCAUCCCAUGAAUCAACUACAGAAUCUGAACAUGAAAAAUCCACUUCCCAUGGACCAAUUUCUUUGAAAACCACUAAAACAUCUACAGAAACUGAUGAAGUGACAUCUGCCCACAGGUCUACAUCAAGUAAGCCUAUAACAACCACAGCUACAUCUCAUAAAGUAAGCACUGCAUCUCCCAAAUCAACUACAGAAUCCGAAGGUAAAAAAUCCACCUCCCAUGGAUCAAUUUCUGUUAAAACCACUAAAAUUUCUACAGAUUCUGGGGAAGUUACAUCUGAGCACAAGUACACAUCAAGUAAGCCUAUAACAACAAAGACUACAUCUCAUAAAGUAAGCACUGCAUCCCACAGAUCAACUACAGAACCUGAACAUGAAAAAUCCACCUCCCAUAGACCAAUUUCUAAUAAAACUACUAAAAUGUCUACAGAAUCUUUGGAAGUGACUUCUGCUCACAAGUCUACAUCUAUGAAGCCUAUUACAACCAAGGCAACCUCUCAUAAAGUAAGCACUGCAUCCCAUAAAUCAACUACAGAAUCUGAACAUGAAAAAUCCACUUCCCAUGGACCAAUUUCUUUGAAAACCACUAAAAUGUCUACAGAAUCUGGGGAAGUGACUUCUGCUCACAAGUCUACAUCUGUGAAGCCUAUUACAACCAAGGCAACAUCUCAUAAAGUAAGCACCGCAUCUCAUGAAUCAACUACAGAAUCUGAACAUGAAAAAUCCACUUCCAAUGGACCAAUUUCUUUGAAAACCACUAAAACAUCUACAGAAUCUGGUGAAGUGACAUCUGCCCACAGGUCUACAUCAAGCAAGCAUAUAACAACCACAGCUAUAUCUCAUAAAGUAAGCACUGCAUCUCCCCAAUCAACUACAGAAUCCGAAGGUAAAAAAUCCACCUCCCAUGGAUCAAUUUUGGUUAAAACCACUAAAAUGUCUACAGAAUCUGGGGAAGUGACUUCUGCUCACAAGUCUACAUCUGUGAAGCCUGUUACAACCAAGGCAACAUCUCAUAAAGUAAGCACUGCAUCCCAUAAAUCAACUACAGAAUCUGAACAUGAAAAAUCCACUUCCCAUGGACCAAUUUCUUUGAAAACCACCAAAACAUCUACAGAAUCUGGUGAAGUGACAUCUGCUCACUGGCCUACAUCAAAUAAGCCUAUAACAACCAAAGCUACAUCUCAUAAAGUAAGCACUGCAUCUCCCCAAUCAACUACAGAAUCCGAAGGUAAAAAAUCUACCUCCCAUGGAUCAAUUUCUGUUAAAACUACUAAAAUGUCUACAGAUUCAGGAGAAGUUACAUCUGAGCACAAGUCCACAUCAAGUAAGCCUAUAACAACAAAGACUACAUCUGCGUCCCACAGAUCAACUACAGAAUCUGAAGUUAAAAUAUCCACCUCCCAUAGACCAAUUUCUAUUAAAACCACUGAGAACACAGCAGCGACCACCAGGGAAACAUUCAGUUCUCAACAACCUAUGUCAACUAAACAAUCAACUUUAUCUACAUUUGGAAGUCAUAGCACUGAAAGCACUGUUUCCAAGACAUCAAGACCAGUUACAGCAGGCACGGAAUCAUUUUCUACCACCAGGUGUAUGUGCAAUUUUAACGGAACUAUAGUUUCUCCUGGUAAUGUUCUAUAUAACACAACAGACAAUGAAGGCUGGUGCUUCUACGCACGAUGCAAUGACAAGUGUCAGGUAGAGAGAUAUAGUGAACCUUGUUCUACUGCACCUACUGUGUCAAGCAGCACCAAAACUGCUAAAACGGUGACUGUUAGCACUGCCACCACUAUCACCUCAAAGACAGGAAGCACAACAAAAACACCCACAACAAGCACUAAGACUGCACAGACGAAGACUUCAGCAUCAAGUGUCAGCUCAGCGAGCACCCCAACUCCUGGCUGUAGUGCAGUUAUGCCUCCAAGAAAGGUGAAUGAAACCUGGAUGAUAGAUCAAUGUACCCAUGCUACCUGUAUUGGUCAAAACAAUAUUGUCGUAAACAAAAAAGAGUGUGCACCAGUUAAAAAUGUGGUCUGUGCCAACCGUUUAAAGCCCAGGAAAACAUUUGAUGAGAGUGGCUGCUGCUAUCAGAACGAGUGUGAUUGUGUCUGUGGUGGUUGGGGAACAUCCCAUUAUGUCACCUUUGAUGGUACCUACUAUGCUUUUAAUGGACAAUGCACAUAUAUCCUUGUUCAGCAAAUUACUCCAGUCUUCGACCACUUUCGGGUUUAUAUCGAUAAUUUCGCUUGUGACCCAGAAGACCCAUCUUGUGUUAAGUCCCUUCGUAUUAUGUACAAUAAUGAUACGAUCGUCCUGACCUCUCAAUCUUUGCUCAACCGAAUAACAAACAAGAUUUACAUCAACAAUGAAAGAGUAUACCCUGCAAUCAACAAAAAUGGUAUAACUAUUACAUCCUCAGGCAUUUUUAUGGUAGUGGAGAUACCAGAAAUUGGAGCAUACAUGUCCUUCAAUGUUCUUAGUUUCACUGUCAGGUUGCCAAUCAACAAGUUCUCUGGCAAUACUGAAGGUCAUUGUGGAAAGUGUUCUAACAGUCGAGCAGAUGAUUGUAUUUUGCCUAACGGACAGCAGGCUUCAUCGUGUACUGAGAUGGCAGGACAUUGGGGAGUACCAAAUCAGGACUCGUCAUCAUGCAGUUCCAUCACCACCAGUGCCCCCACUGUUAGUAACCAGCCAACAUUAUCUUACUCUCCCCUUCGAUCCACAUACUUUUCCACUCACUCGUCCAGUGUACCUCAAACUCUACCAACUGUAGUUCCAUCAACGGAAGUGUUUCUACUUCCAUCAACAUUUUCCACCUCAGUCCAAACAACAGAGGAACCCUGCAACACCCCUGAAGUCUGCAUGGUUAUUCUGAGCAGUGUCUUCAAGGAAUGCCAUAAAGUAGUACCACCAGAGCCAUUCUAUCAAGCUUGUGUUAGUGAUGGCUGCACCAAAACAGAAGGCGAGGUUUUGUGCUCCAGUUUACAAAGCUAUGCUAGGCUUUGUGGAAUUGAAGGUGUUUGCAUCGACUGGAGAGAUAGCACUAAUGGCGCAUGUCCCAAGAACUGUUCCUCACACCUCAUAUACAAACCAUGUGGGCCUGCUGUAGAACCCACCUGUAACUCAGAGUACAAUAAUGAAUUCUAUAACAAGACCACAGAUUUCUUAGAAGGAUGCUACUGUCCUGAGGGCACUACAAAAUUCAACACCAUAUCAGACAAAUGUGUAACCAGUUGCGGAUGUACUGGCCCAGAUGGAAUGCCUAGAGAGCCGGGAGAAACAUGGGAAAGCAACUGUCAGACCUGUAUGUGUGAUAAUGCAACAAUGAGUGUGCAGUGUGCAGCAAAAUCCUGUCCAAUGUCUACUCCUGCAUCCUGUACUGAAGAAGGAUCUAUGCCGGUUUCUGUACUCGACUCAUCGAACCCCUGCUGUCAUAUCACAGAAUGCCGUUGCAACAUCAGUCUGUGUUCCGAUGUAAAAGUAGUUUGUGAGCCUGGCUAUGAAGCUGUGCUGCAGAUGAAUGCAGGAGGUUGCUGUCCAGUCUACGAAUGUGUUCCGAAAGAUGUCUGUGUUCAUAAUGGAACAGAGUACCAGCCAGGUGGAAUUGUUCCUUCUUCCAACCCCUGUGAAAUGUGCAUGUGUGAUGGCACUAUGAAUAUGACUUCGGAAAUGCACAAUAUAAACUGCACUCCAGUUUUGUGUAGCAUCAAAUGUGCAGAGGGCUUUACUUACCAAAAAGUUCCUGGACAAUGUUGUGGAACCUGUGUACAGACUCAGUGUAUCAUGGAUCUUCCUGAUAACUCCACUUACCUACUUAAUCCUGGAAAAACCUGGUCACAUCCUGGAGAUAACUGUACAGAGUAUGAAUGUGUGAAAAAUAAAGGCAAAUUAUUGAGUGUGGCAUCCAAAAGAUCAUGUCCAAAGAUCAACCUGGAUGACUGUGUACCGGGAACAAUUGGGAAAGACAGUAAAGGAUGUUGCCUAACUUGUGUCCAAGAAAGAACCAAGUGUCAGAAGGGAAAAACUGAGGAGAUCAUCCUUCAGAAUGGCUGCAAGUCUCUGAAGCCUGUAAAGAUGUCCUAUUGCAAAGGGAGGUGUGAAAGCUACUCCUGGUACUCAGCAAAAUCCAAAUCUAUAAAGCACAAAUGUAGCUGUUGUCGGGAGACAGAAACAGAAAUAGUAACCAUUGAAUUAGGCUGUCCAAAUGGUAAUAUAAUCAAAUACAGCUUUGUUGAUAUCAAGAAGUGUUCCUGUGCUGACUCAGUUUGCAGUAAAGAAGAAGAUGGAAAAACUCCUUAUGUGACAAACUCUAUACCUCAAACCACUGUAAAAGUAAAGAAGAAUACAAAGCCGACCAAGGACAGCAAAGGUCAACAAACAGAGAGCAAAGAAUCAGGAUCAGAGUCUAUCGAAAAUAAAGAGCCUGACACUAGCUCAGAGGAGACAAAUAAGUCUAAGCCAACAUCGCAGCCUGGUGGGAAACAGGUAACAAAGCAAGUCCCCCAGAGCACAAAGAAAGGUCCAAAUACAUCAACGAAAUCCACAGAAAUGUUGAAGAAAAGCAACAUGCCAGGAAUUGGAGAAGUUCCUUAUGUGACAAACUCUAUACCUCAAACCACUGUAAAAGUAAAGAAGGCUACAAAGCCGACCAAGGACAGCAAAGGUCAACAAAGAGAGAGCAAAGAAUCAGGAUCAGAGUCUAUUGAAAAUAAAGAGCCUGACACUAGCUCAGAGGAGACAAAUAAGUCUAAGCCAAUAUCACAGCCAGGUGGGAAACAGGUGACAAAGCAAGUCCCCCAGAGCACAAAGAAAGGUCCAAAUACAUCAACGAAAUCCACAGAAGUGUUGAGGAAAAUCAUAUGGGAAAAUAAGUAAUAAUAAUUAGUACUUGAUCACCUAAUCAAAAACAAGCAAAAUAUACAAAAAUGUUUCCAACUGUAAAGUGUGGUUAAACCCAGGCACAAAAGAUAUUGGGGUUUGCCAGUCCUUAGAUGUGUUUUUUUUUUCUUUAUGUUUACCUGCUGUUACUGAAAAUAACCAAAGGUGGCUCCACUGCAAAUGUGGAGGGAGCUAUUGUUGUCCUCAAGGCUGGACAUCAAACAUGUCAUAAUUCAUCUCCAUUAUAUGGUGGAUGAGGAAGUUAGUAGUUAUUAUAGAAAAAAAAAGGAUUCUUCUUUAUGUUUUCAGUUAAGGUUAGAGGAAUGACACGAGGCAUUGCAUUUUUGGACUUGCUGAAAAUAUUCUAAGGACUGAUAAGCUGCAAUAUAUUACAAUUUUGUUCUUGGGUUUAGUUAUUUAAUUACUGUAUAUAAUCAAUGUAAUUAAACUUUAUGACUAAACUUAUUGUGCUUAAAUUAUGGCGUGCUGGGUGAGAUUUCUUUGUGAACAAUGAUUUCUGUACUCAAAAUGUCGUAAUUUUUAUUUAUAACGUUGAUUAAUAAACUUAUUUUGAGCAAGUUA